Achroia grisella is the source of this 2193-nucleotide messenger RNA. RefSeq names its product neutral ceramidase-like. Gene Ontology annotation, cellular component: extracellular region. Gene Ontology annotation, biological process: long-chain fatty acid biosynthetic process; ceramide catabolic process; sphingosine biosynthetic process. The transcript is spliced from 14 exons. Lineage: Eukaryota; Metazoa; Arthropoda; Insecta; Lepidoptera; Pyralidae. Gene Ontology annotation, molecular function: N-acylsphingosine amidohydrolase activity. The record is from RefSeq and is a predicted model, not a curated record. Bases 12 to 2186 code for a protein of 724 amino acids.
UUCAGAACACAAUGGCAAUCUCCUUAACGGGUAAGAUUGUCACAACAAUCGUGACUUUAGCCGUCAUUGGUGGUAUGAUAGCUCUUAUCGUGAUACUCGUGACUGAUGAUAAUGAUGUAGAUGUUCCUUCCACCACCACCACGGCAGCUCCUGAUGGCACUCUGUACGAAGUGGGAGUUGGUAUAGCAGAUAUGACUGGACCAUGCGUUGAAGUAACAUUUAUGGGUUACGCGGAGUUUCUUCAAACUGGUCGAGGCCUACACUUGAGGCAAUUCUCCAGAGCCUUCAUAUUCGUCAAGGGUAACACCAGAGUCGUGUUGGUCACGGCAGAGGUGCAGGCCGUGGGUGUUUACGUCAGACGGGAGGUCGUACAUAAGCUGCAAGAACUGUACGGUGAUAUAUACAGUUUGAGGAACGUGAUCAUAGCUGGCACGCAUACACACGCGGCGCCGGGCGGCCACUUAGUCGAUUUCCUGUUGGACAUCAGCAUUCGAGGCUUCUCACGUGAAACGUUCGAUGCUUAUGUCGAAGGAAUUACAAGGAGUAUUAUCAGAGCCCACGAGAACAUUGUGCCAGCUCGUCUUUUCUACGCCACCACGAAAGUGGUAAAUGCACAGAAGAAUCGGUCUGCGUUCUCGUAUGACGUCAAUCCAGAAGCAGAAAGACUUGAAUAUGACAAUAAUGUGGAUGAUGUAUUAACUCAGCUGCGUAUAGUGAAGCCCAAUGGUGAUCUCCAUGGGGUUCUCAACUGGUUUGCAAUCCAUACCACAAGCAUGAACAUGACCAACCGGCUGGUCUCGUCCGAUAACCUCGGGUACUCCGCUAUCGCUAUGGAGAAGGCGUUGAACCCCAACAACUUGGUUGGAAAGCCAGAAAUAGUAGCUGGUUUCUUCCCCGCCAACUUGGGUGAUGUUUCCCCCAACUUGGAGGAGCCUCGUUGUGAGUUCAGCAGGGAGAUAUGUGACAACCAGUUCGUGAUCUGCAGCGCUGGCCAGCGCUGCUAUGCGUUAGGACCUGGAGAAGAUAUGUUUGAGAGCACCAGAAUCAUUGGCGAGAGGAUAUACGAGGGUGCUAUGGAGGCGCUAAAUGAUCCCGGUGAAGAACUGACGGGCGAGAUUGCAGUUGUACAUCAAUUCCUGGACAUGCCGUCACAAACAGUCUCCAAAUACGACCCCAUUACUAAAACUUUCAACGAGAACGAGCAGGUGAGUGGUUGCAUCCCAGCGAUGGGCUACAGCUUCGCAUCAGGUACCACCGACGGAGCCAACACUAUGAAUAUAACUCAGGGUACACUAGAUGGAGUUCCCUUGUUGGAUCGUAUCACGGGCAUUAUAAUGGACCCCACUCCCGAGGACGAGGCGUGCCAUAGUCCAAAACCAAUAUUAUUAGCCACUGGAAAGGCCAACGUGCCCAUCCCGUGGCAUCCGAACAUUGUAUCCGCAUCUCUAUUGUGGCUGGGAGGCCUGGUGGUCCUGGGGGUGCCGGGAGAGCCCACCACGAUGACCGGCCGCCGCAUGCGCAGCGUGGUGGGCGCCGUCAUGGAAGAGAACGGGUUCGAACCCAGGGUCGUGGUGUCGGGACUCACCAACGAGUAUAUACAUUACAUAGCCACUUUUGAGGAAUAUCAGGUGCAAAGAUACGAGGCAGCAUCCACAAUCUACGGGCCGCACACGCUUGACAUCUUUUUGAAUAAAUUCGCCGAUUACACUAGAGCUGUUAUACAGGAUGAGGAACUUCCGGCGGGGCCUGAACCGCCCAAUUACAUAGACGGGGCAGUAUCCUUGAUUCUACCCGUCGUGUAUGACAGUUCACCUCUCGCACGAGGUUUUGGAGAUGUACUCCAGCAACCAGCUCCGAUUGUACGACUCGGUGACACCGUCAGAACUGUCUUUAUAGGAGCAAAUCCACGGAAUGAUUUGAAGCAAGAAUCUAGUCAUGCGGUUAUUGAACGCUCGGAAGAUAAUGUGUGGACGGUUAUUGCAACUGAUGCUGACUGGGAGACCAGGUUCUAUUGGGAGCGAGUGUCUGUAUUACUUGGUACCAGUAAUGUGACGGUGGAAUGGACAGUACCUGCCGUCACCACCCCUGGCACAUACCGCAUCGUGUACCAUGGCGUCGCCCGCCUUCCUCUCGGGAUAAUGCGGCCGUUCUCUGGGACAAGCAAUGCGUUUGACGUCACCCGAUGAUACUACU